AUGGAUGAAGAGUAUGAUGUCGUCGUUCUCGGCACUGGUCUCACAGAGUGCAUUCUCUCCGGUCUCUUGUCCGUCGAGGGCAAGAAGGUCCUCCACAUGGAUCGCAACGAUUACUACGGCGGCGACAGCGCCUCUCUGAACCUCACCCAGCUCUACCGCAAGUUCCGCCCUGAUCAGCAGCCGCCCGCCGAGCUGGGACGCGACCGCGACUACAACGUCGACCUCAUCCCCAAGUUCAUCAUCGCAUCUGGAGAGCUCACCCGCAUCCUCGUGCACACCGAUGUUACCCGCUACCUCGAGUUCAAGCAGAUCGCGGGCAGCUUCGUCUACCGCGAGGGCAAGAUCUCGAAGGUGCCGAGCACGGAGAUGGAGGCGGUCAAGAGCCCUUUGAUGGGUCUCUUCGAGAAGCGUCGCGCAAAGAAGUUCUUUGAGUUCUUGCAGGGCUGGAAGGACGACGAUCCGACGACCCACCAGGGUAUCGACCUCGACAAGGACAGCAUGAAGACCGUCUACGAGAAGUUCGGUUUGGAGCCGGGUACCCAGGACUUCAUUGGCCAUGCCAUGGCCCUGUACCUUGACGAUGACUACAUCACCAAGCCCGCGCGCCCAACCUACGACCGCAUCGUCCUCUACACGUCUUCCAUGGCUCGCUACGGCAAGUCACCGUACAUCUACCCCCUCUACGGCCUUGGCGAGUUGCCUCAGUCGUUCGCUCGUCUGAGUGCCAUCUACGGCGGUACCUACAUGCUCGACAAGCCCGUCGACGAGAUCGUCACUGGCGCGGACGGCAAGUUCGUCGGUGUGCGUAGCGGCUCGGAGACGGUCAAGGCGAAGCAGGUCAUCGGCGACCCGAGCUACUUCACGUCACGCGUCGAGGAGACCGGCAAGGUCAUCCGUGCCAUCUGCUUCCUCAAGCACCCCAUCCCGGGCACCGAGGACGCGGACAGCUGCCAGAUCAUCAUCCCGCAGAACCAGGUCAACCGUCGCAAUGACAUUUACAUCGCCAUGGUUUCCUCCACGCACAACGUCUGCGCCAAGGACGUCUACGUCGCCAUCGUCUCCACGAUCGUCGAGACCGACCGCCCGGAGCAGGAGAUCAAGCCUGGCCUCGACCUCCUCGGCCCCAUCCACGACAAGUUCGUCUCCAUCACGCCCCUCUACAAGCCCACCACCUCGGGCAAGGAGGACAACGUGUUCGUGACGCGCUCGUACGACGCCACGUCGCACUUCGAGACCGUCGUCGAGGACGUGCAGGACGUGUGGAAGCGCGUUGUUGGUGCGGACCUGGUGCUCAAGAAGCGCGACGUCGAGGUUGAGGCGUAA
Molecule: messenger RNA, 1323 nt
Organism: Schizophyllum commune H4-8
Lineage: Eukaryota; Fungi; Basidiomycota; Agaricomycetes; Agaricales; Schizophyllaceae
Product: rab GTPase activator
Exons: 6
Coding region: 1-1323 (440 amino acids)
Biological process (GO): small GTPase-mediated signal transduction; protein transport; vesicle-mediated transport
Cellular component (GO): cytoplasm
Molecular function (GO): Rab GDP-dissociation inhibitor activity
Source: RefSeq, a predicted model, not a curated record